UUCACUGCCCCCAUUCUCUGCGCGAUCGAAGCGCCCGGCCAAAACCCUCGGCUUUGUUCGCUCGAUCAUGGCUAAGGCUUCGAUCCUUCUCCUCCUCCUGCUCGUCUCCAUCCUAUUCAUGUCGAUGGUGUCGCUGAUGACGCUGGCGGCCGAGCGGGAGAAUCAUUCCUCGUCGAACUCGCUAGGUGGGAUCUUGUGGUCCACUGACAUGGCUGAGGGGGAUCUUCUCGCCAUGGCCGACUCUUCACCCGUUGAGGAACAUACUGAUGAGUUUUCCGGGGGCUUCUCGUCCUUGGAUGGCAUGCUGCAGUGGGCUAUUGGUCACUCUGAUCCUGCAAAGUUGAAGGAAAAAGCAAGUGAUGUUCGGAGAUUAUCUGCAGAUGAACUAAAAAAACGUCAAUUGGAAUUAAAGGAAUUGAUGGAGAAGUUAAAGAUGCCGUCAGACACAGAGUUGAUGCGAAUAGCAAUAGCUGAUUUGAAUAAUUCUUCUCUUUCUUUAGAAGAUAGACAGCGUGCAUUGAAUGAACUUUUGAUUCUUGUUGAGCACAUUGAUAAUGCAAAUGAUCUUGACAAACUUGGUGGCCUUGUUGCGGUAUUUCGUGAACUUUAUAACCCUGAGCCGGAGAUUCGGAUAACAUCUGCUUGGAUUCUUGGUAAAGCCAGUCAAAAUAAUGCGCUUGUUCAAAAUCAGAUUCUGUCACUUGGCGCACUUGAAGAAUUGAUGAAGAUGGUGAAGUCUGGUUCCACAGAAGAAGUAAUAAAGGCAUUAUAUGCGGUUUCUGCUCUGAUUAGAAAUAACAUUGUUGGCCAGGAAUUGUUUUUCUCUGAGAAUGGAGAUUUAGUACUUCAGGACAUAAUGAAUGAUUCUAGUGCUGAUAUCCGGCUUCAUAAGAAGGCUGCUCUUUUAGUUUCAGAUUUAGCUGACUAUCAAUUGGCAAAUGUGGAUAAUGUGAAACUUCCCUUCUUCAAUAACCGCCUCCUAUUGAAGUCUGUGGUUGGGCUAGCAUCAUCUACAGACCUUGAUCUUCAAGAGAAGGCAUUAUCAGCAAUAAGGAGUCUGCUACAACUUUCCUAUACGGAAGCUUCAGUUUUCAAAGAUUUCUGUGACAUGGAUGGAGUACUGGAGAGAUCAAGAGAGCUUCUAGAGAACUUAAUGACCCAAGAGGACUUAAAAGAGUAUGCCAGGGAAAUUGAAGCUCUCCGCCGAGAAGUAUACAUCAUUUUCCACAAUAAGCUAGCUGGAAAAGGAGGCAUGGGUGCCAACAUGAACGUGCUUGCCCGGUGACUUGAAUUGGAGUGCUACCACUGUUUCUUGGCCUUAUACUUUCACCUAAACAUUGAUGAAAUGGAACUUUGUUGUUCUAAUGGCUUAGCAAAAUCUGGUUUGAGGCAGAAGUACAUCAUCAAAAACUACUUUCAUGAUUUCAUCUGGAGGGGAUGGAUAGCAGGUGUAAUCUGAGUAGAGCUGUAUAUCCUUUUAAUAUUAAAGGAACUGAUUUAAUAGUUUAACAUAUUUAGUGUGCAGUUUUGUUUCACAAUGACCAAUCAGAACUUUUAUUCAUUU
This is a messenger RNA of Dioscorea cayenensis subsp. rotundata (Guinea yam), 1564 nucleotides long. RefSeq names its product hsp70 nucleotide exchange factor FES1. NCBI's taxonomy places the organism in Eukaryota, Viridiplantae, Streptophyta, Magnoliopsida, Dioscoreales, Dioscoreaceae. The record is from RefSeq and is a predicted model, not a curated record. The coding region runs from base 68 to 1285 and encodes 405 amino acids. The transcript is spliced from 8 exons.